Molecule: messenger RNA, 1791 nt
Organism: Lactuca virosa
Lineage: Eukaryota; Viridiplantae; Streptophyta; Magnoliopsida; Asterales; Asteraceae
Source: the annotation of a GenBank genome assembly
AUGAGAGCACCAUGGAUCUCUUGUUUUUUCUUUGCCUUCUUUCUUGUUUUCUCAUCCAACAUUGUGUUUGGUAGUUGGCCAAAACCAGGCUCAGCUGUUACACACCGCUUUAUUCCUACUCCUACUGCUAAUGGAAACGACACAAACAUACCAGAUACUCAGCAACCCUUUCCUACUGCAGAUCUUUCAACAACUUGGACCAACGAUGAAUCUUCCAUGCCUUCCAUCAAUUUCACAGACGAUGGCUCAAAGAUCAGAGUCAUACUCGAUCAAGACAGAUUUGCAUGUGGCUUCUUCUGUAAUGGAAACUGCACAUCUUACCUCUUUGUCGUUGUUAUCAAGUUAUUUUACACUCCGGAUUAUAUAUUUGGCACAAAAGGCAAUCCGACAGUCAUUUGGUCAGCCAACAGAGACUAUCCGGUCAGCCAAGGUGCAACAGUGAAUCUCACUGCAGCUGGAGAAUUGGUGUUACAGGAUGUUGAUGGAAGCAUAGUUUGGACUACAAAUACCACAAAGAAAUCUGUUUCUUUCAUGAACCUAACUGAUAAGGGAAAUCUGAUGCUGCUUGAUGCCAAUAACUCCAUCAGUUGGCAAUCUUUUGAUCACCCGACAGACUGUUUGGUAGCUGGGCAAAAGCUAUUUCAAGGACAGAAGCUCAUACCUAGUGUUUCCUCAACCAAUUGGACUGCUCAAAAAGGUUCUUACUAUCUUCAACUCACUGAUAGAGGUCUGUUUGCUUACGUUGAAUCAAAACCACCUCAAGUAUACUACCAACACUUGAUAAAUGGCAAAAACACAAUUAAUAAAGAAAGCAUUUAUGUUGAACUCUUAAAUGGGAGUGUGUGUUUCUUCAACUCUUCUACUAAGCUUGAUGCGAUUGAUAUUCCUCAAGAAUUCCCACUUGAAUAUAUAAAACUAAUGCCAGAUGGGCAUUUGAAAGCCUUUGGAGGCGAGAGAGUGGCUGAUCUACUAAUCGAUUAUGAUUUUGGAGAGUGUUCUUAUCCUUUGGUGUGUGGGAGAAAUUCAAUUUGCUCGGCUAAUAUACAAUGUAGCUGUCCGAAAUCAAGCUCUCCCAGUACAGAAUAUUUUAGGGCUGUGGAUGAUAGCCAACCAAACAAGGGUUGCUCUCAAGUUACUCCUCUCACAUGUAAUUCUAUCAAAGAUCAACAUUUCAUUGAACUCAAGAACAUCAAGUACUUCACGUAUACUGGUGACAUGGUGAAUGUGGAUAUGGAGACUUGCAAACAAGCAUGUAUGAAAAACUGCUCAUGCAAAGCAGCUAUAUUUGUGUAUCAGAGUUCGAAUUCUUCAAGUGGGUAUUGUGAUUUACCUUCUGAUCUUUUUACCAUGACGAAAUUUGAUGUAGAUGUAAAUAAUCAAGUCCAUGCUUCAGCUUUUAUAAAAGUCCAGAACAGAAGACAUAAAUCACCAAAGAGAUUAAAUCAGGUUGAGAAAGUUAUUGGUUUCACAGUUGGAAGUUUGUUGUUGCUCCUUGUUGUGAGAUGUUGGGAACAAGGAGCAUUGUUAGAUAUAGUUGAUAGUUGCGGUGAUGAUAUGCAAGUACAUGGUAAUGAAGUCAUGGAGAUGAUGAAAGUUGUUUCGUGGUGUUUGCAAACUGAUUUUACGAAAAGGCCUUCAAUGUCAACAAUGAUUAAGGUGUUGGAGGGAGUAAUGAAUGUUGAGUCGGACUUGGAUUACAACUUCUCACACCCAAGGCUGCAGAAAGGAACAGACGAAUAUGAGAAGUACUCAAUGCCAUUGUUGCCAUCUAUUCUAUCAGGGCCGAGGUGA